Molecule: messenger RNA, 189 nt
Organism: Botrytis fragariae
Lineage: Eukaryota; Fungi; Ascomycota; Leotiomycetes; Helotiales; Sclerotiniaceae
Exons: 2
Coding region: 1-189 (62 amino acids)
Source: RefSeq, a predicted model, not a curated record
AUGUCGUUAUUAUCAUCCUUUCGAGCACUCCCUCCGCGCACCCGCGCAAUGAUAGGCGCAAGCUUCAUUGCUUGGGGCACAAUCGGUCUCUAUUUGUCUGAUACGGCAGAAAAGAAGCUUGGCUUUGAACCUACCGAGCAGGAUAGAGCGAAGAUGCCUAAGUUUACGGUGGUUGAGAAAGAGAACUGA